Molecule: messenger RNA, 920 nt
Organism: Scomber japonicus (chub mackerel)
Lineage: Eukaryota; Metazoa; Chordata; Actinopteri; Scombriformes; Scombridae
Gene: gadd45gip1
Product: growth arrest and DNA-damage-inducible, gamma interacting protein 1
Exons: 2
Coding region: 10-696 (228 amino acids)
Cellular component (GO): nucleus
Source: RefSeq, a predicted model, not a curated record
CACGGAAAGAUGGCGGUGUCCGUGCUGUCCUGGAGGACAGCGGUGUUUUGUAGGAGUUUAAAGGGGAUUUCGUCUUCAAAAGCUGUCAUUCCUGCGCAUUCAUUAUUACAGACAGCGUCUUAUAACCCGAAACCUCUCAGACUGAACCUCCGUGACCCUUAUAUCCCAGACAAAAACAGCGAGAAGACACCGGCGUGGCAGCGGACGGCCCACUAUGAUGGGAAGCUGUUCGGACGGUACGGAUCAGCGUCAGGCAUCGAGCCGGCCUCGCUGUGGCCCAGCCAUGAACAGCUGGACAGGGUCGUGGCAGAGGAGAACGAGUGGCACCCUCCGUUAGAGGUGAUGCUGAAGAACAUCAAUGCCAAGCAGAGGGAGGAAACCGAGAAACGCCUGGCAAAAGAGAAGCUCAUAGCAGCAAAUAUGGCCAAAAUGCCCAAGAUGAUAGCCGACUGGCGCAAAGAGAAGCGCGAUUCCAAACUGAAGCUAAAAGAGGAGAGGUCCCGCCGCGAGAUGCUGCUGGCCGAGGCCAAAGCCCGCUUCGGCUUCGCUGUGGACCCCCGCAGCCCGAAGUUCUUGCAAAUGGUCGCAGAAAUCGAAAAGGAAGAGAAGAAGAAGAGGAAAAUUAUGAAACGCAGAGUGAGAGAGGAGCAGCAGGGAGCGAUGGCUCCUGUCACACCUCCCGCUGCCUCCUCAUAGUCUUGGACUGCGUCACUGUAGACGUAAUUAACUAUGAGACUUUGGUCUAUUUGUGUUUUAAUGACACAAGAAAGCAGUUUAUCCCUUGUUUCAUGUUACCUGAUCACACCAGGAUUAAAGACAAACCAUCCAUUCUUUUCUUAUGUGAAAAAGAACAUGUUGUCCAUACUGGUUUGCUGCUUUGUGCAUAUUUGUUGAUUUUUCAUGACCUGUAUGUAUUUAAC